Coniosporium apollinis CBS 100218 is the source of this 1674-nucleotide messenger RNA. RefSeq lists its product as uncharacterized. The record is from RefSeq and is a predicted model, not a curated record. The coding region runs from base 1 to 1674 and encodes 557 amino acids. The transcript has a single exon. Lineage: Eukaryota; Fungi; Ascomycota; Dothideomycetes.
AUGUGGCUCAUCAGCACUGAAUCCCUUGCCCUGGAAUUCUUCGUCGAUCCACCGAAAGGCUCUUACGCUGUUUUGUCCCACACAUGGGAUGGUGGAGAGGUCUCAUUUCAGGAGGUCAAGGACCUUGGCAAUGCGCGGAAGAAGAAGGGCUUCGCAAAAAUUGAGCGUACGUGUGAAUUGGCUCGACGGCGAAAUCUGCCAUACGCCUGGGUGGAUACUUGCUGCAUAGACAAGUCAAGCAGCGCAGAACUCUCUGAGACUAUAAACUCGAUGUUCCAAUGGUAUAGGGAGUCGGCUGUUUGCUUUGCGUUUCUCUCGGAUCUGCGAUCAAGACCCGAAAUCGGGUCCGAGCCACCACAAUCCGAUAAAUGGUUUGAACAGAGUUUUCCGGGCUGCAGAUGGCUCAGAAGGGGCUGGACGCUUCAGGAGCUGAUUGCGCCUCCCCACGUGGAGUUUUAUGACAUGACCUGGACCAUGCGAACAUCUAAAGCUGCGCACACCUUAUUCCUCAGCAGAGAGACAGGAAUCGAUGUCAAUGUUUUGGAAGACAGUGCCUGUCUGUCUCAAAUACUCAUUUCAAGGCGGAUGUCGUGGGCAGCGGGACGAGAGACUACCCGCAUUGAGGAUAUGGCGUACUGCCUGCUGGGCAUCUUCGAUAUAAACAUGCCCAUGAUUUAUGGGGAAGGUAAAAAGGCUUUCAUGCGGCUUCAAGAAGAGAUAGCAAAGCAGAGCUGCGACCUCUCAUUGUUUGCAUGGAGGGCUCAAUCCCCGGGUCAGGGCAACGACUUCCAAAGCUACAGAGGAAUCUUCGCCAGAUGGCCAACAGAGUUCACCAAGUGUCGCCAGAUGAGACCUCGAAAUAGAGGGCCUAUCGAGAAGGAGUUCACCAUCACAAAUAAAGGGCUACGACUUGAAGCAACAUUGGUCAACGUGCUCGACGAGACUCGUGAUUUAGUCUUCAACCUCGGAGUCUGUGAGUAUAGCGAUUUGCCCAAGAACAGCGCCAAUGGCUGGAUGGGGUUGUACCUUACCAAGACGGCGCGAGGAUACGUCCGAGCCCGGCCACAUGAAAUGUACACAGCGGGUCAAGAACGUAAGGGCAGAUUACGUUGCGAGAAAGCUGUGUUGCAUAUCCGCAAGGAUUUGAGCCUAGCCGAGUCUCUCUCUCUCAAUUCCCAAUACCGUCACGCAAUCCGCUUCCGCAACGUCACGGGUGAAAACUACUGCUUACGUGGCAUGAUUCAGCCCGAGGACCUGUGGGACUCCAAAAGGAUGCUCUUUCUGGACCAAGGCUCCGGACUCAACGCAUUUGUUGUCCUAAAAUAUCCAAUGUCCAAGGUCCACCAGGUCUGCGAUUUCCAGGUUGUCAUAGCUUGCUCAACUAUGGAUGCACCCAUGUGCGUAAUCUGGAGCGAACAGGACAAGACACAGUGGAACAAAGUACUCCAUCAUAUGCAGACUUCGAGGGAGAUAACGGAUUACGUUGCCUACGAUUAUCUGCAACGCUAUUUCGGAGAGUUUGCUCCCAGACGCACCCAGUCAACCUGCUACUUUCAAGACCCCAACUCGGGAAGAAAAGCUGCCGUCGAGGCCAGGCUGAAAGUUGACAAGUUUGAGGGCAUGGAGUGCUUUUGUAUUGAAGUGCGUCAUUCGUAUUGUUUUUCUCCGAGAUGA